This is a messenger RNA of Juglans regia (Persian walnut), 743 nucleotides long. RefSeq lists its product as uncharacterized. Lineage: Eukaryota; Viridiplantae; Streptophyta; Magnoliopsida; Fagales; Juglandaceae. The record is from RefSeq and is a predicted model, not a curated record. Bases 3 to 341 code for a protein of 112 amino acids. The transcript is spliced from 3 exons.
UCAUGGAGUGCAUUGCAGCAGCCCCACUCAGUAAUGUUCAUCGACAUCGAUUUCUCCAGAAACACUCUCAGCUUAGAAGCAAUCCCUUUCAUCUGCCCCCAGUCGAAAUCGAUUGCACAGUUGCACCGCCGCAUAGAAGUGGAGUCAAUUCCUCUGCCACCAUCUCAGCCCCUUCAUCCCCUCUCAUACGGCUUCAUCCCCUCUCCCAUCCCUAUCGCAAGGCUUCAUCCCUUCUCCCGUCCCUCUCAACUCUUGAUCUGGUGACCCAUUUCCGUCUCUCUCUGAAAGGUGAACAAAUUGCUAUGCGAGAAGGAGAGGGAACGACGGGGCUGAAGUCGUGAGAAGGGACAACCGUGCGAGAGGGAUGUGAAGGGGAGAUGGUGGUGCAAAAGUCGUGAAGGCAACGGACGGUCGACGUUGGACUGGCGUCUAACUUUGAGAUUUCUGACUUUGAGAUUUUUUGGUCUUGGAGGUUUUCUGGCGGCAGUGCAUAGAGAAGAAGCGAAGCAGAGGAAAGUGGAGGACAAUUAGAUUUCUGGUCGUGGAGAUUUUUUGCAGAUUUCUAAUGUGGCAGCAGAUGAAAGGAAGGCUGAUUUCCUUCUAAUAACAGCCCGAUCACUUAGAAGCGAAACUGUACAGGGAAUAGCAAUUCUUUAGACAAAUGCGGUGAACGAAAUUUAGUAAAUGUUAUAGUCAGCUAAGCACGUCUUUCUUCAAUAUGACUAGUAAUUCCUUAUUGAAGU